Messenger RNA from Dimorphilus gyrociliatus, 328 nucleotides. The record is from the annotation of a GenBank genome assembly. NCBI's taxonomy places the organism in Eukaryota, Metazoa, Annelida, Polychaeta, Dinophilidae.
CAUUUACUUGACGACAAUCAAUAUGGCCAUAUGAACAUACAGUAGACUAUAUUUAAUCAACUUAAGAGCGAUAUCAAAUAUGCCAAAGAAAUCAGCAAAAACUAAAAGAGCUCAUAGUACAAAAUCGGGUAAAAAGAGUGGCAAGAAAUCAGCCAAGAAAAGAGCUGCCCCAAAAUCAGCUCCUGCCAAAUUACCUUCGGCGGAAAUGAAUGAGCAUGCCUUAACGCAGAUUUAUUAUUGUGCUCACAACGCUGUAGACGCUCUUGAGUAUCGGGGAUUUGCCUGGCCUGAAGCUCCAAAGAAGGGGAAAAAGAAGAAAAAAAAGUAA